Acanthoscelides obtectus is the source of this 692-nucleotide messenger RNA. NCBI's taxonomy places the organism in Eukaryota, Metazoa, Arthropoda, Insecta, Coleoptera, Chrysomelidae. The record is from the annotation of a GenBank genome assembly.
UAAAUCUUUGUGAUCACAUCAAGCAUUUGUUCAUACUCAAGAAUCGAAUAUUUGUGGAAGAAUUUUUGUGAUAUCCACGUAUAAUGUCAUUCAGUCAUGCACUCUUUAAAGCAUUUGUAGCAAGAAACGCCAGUUACGUUAUCAAAAAAGCAUUUAGCAAGAAAUAUUUGUUGUUCACAAAUAUAGGGAUUUCCUGUAGCCUAUCUGGACUAGGAGACGUCAUAGAGCAGCAGGUGGAAUACUACCAAGGCGUUAUAAAACGAUGGGACCCAAUAAGGACUCGAAAUAUGGCCAUUGCAGGAAUAUCCGUGGGGACUGUGUGUCAUUUCUGGUACAUGAACUUAGAUAAACUUAUACCAGGACAGACUCUCAGGAUUGUUUUCACUAAAGUCAUGUUGGACAUGUUGAUAGGCUCCCCACUGUACCUAAGUGCAUUUUUCGUUACCCUUAAUGUUGCCGAAGGAUCAACUAAAGAACAAAUUGUGGAAGAAUUCAAGGAUAAGUCGUGGAAACUGUACCUAGCAGAGUGGAUAAUUUGGCCCCCAGCCCAGUUUGUGAACUUUUAUUUCUUAUCUACAAAGUAUAGAGUGUUGUUUGAUAAUGGGGUUUCACUACUUUAUGAUGUUUUUGCAUCUAAAAUUAUGUUCAAUCACCGUGAUACAGACUCAGACGAUUUAAAGAAGCAAUCAUGA